CGAGCACAUUUUCGCCCACCUCCAUUCCCAGCGGCACGGUGCCUUCUUAGCUGUAGCUGCAGUCGUAAGGUAGCCUGCCAUCCAUAACACAGGACCCCCCCCCCUGUCCCCACCAGACAGAACAAGAUCACCACAACGAUUAGAAAUGUUUACACAACCGGCGCCUUCGUCCACUACGGCUCUUGUAACACCAACUACAGAUUCUACAGCAUCGCCCUCUGCGCCGCCGGCUACUAGACCGAGCAGAAUACGGGGCCUCAGCUACCUGCGAAACUACACGGCAAACCACCUAUUGUCGCGUGAUAGUGGUGUUAGCGCUCAGAAUAGUGCGUCAGGCUCUGCCUUGGGGUCAUCUUCACAGCAUUCACCGCUCACACGAGCUACAACCCACGCAACCCUCAGUGUCACCGGGAGAAGACGCUCGCGCCAUUCAGCCACUGCCGAUGAUCCACUCAGCACACCGCGAGACCGGCUCCUUCGAACUACGUCAGCACAAAACCCCGGAAGCAGCAGCUCUCAUAACAACGGACCGGCGCCUGAACCAGCCUCCAACUCGGACUCGGACAGCGGUCGCGCCAAGAAGCACAAGACAGGCGCAGAGAGCGUAGAGGACACCGAGGAUCACACUGCAGGCGAGGUAAACAUGACCCGCACGCGCUCAGCAACUACGGGCGAUUUGUCCCUGGACAUGUUGCCCUCUAUUCGAUUUUCAGCGCACUAUGAUGCUAGAUCGACUCGGCAAUCCUUGUCCUUCACCCCAGUUUCACGAACUCUGCCCACAGGAAAGGAGAUCAUCAAGGUAGGCCGCUACUCGGAAAGGGAACAGCAGCAGAUAGUGCCUGCCAACACGCCGUCAGCAGCACCCGUCGGUUUCAAGAGCAAGGUCGUCAGCCGGCGACACUGCGAGUUCUGGUAUGAGGAUGGCAAAUGGUACAUCAAAGACGUCAAGAGUUCAUCUGGGACCUUUCUGAACCAUAUCCGGCUCAGCCCUCCUGGCAACGAAUCUAAGCCAUUCAUUGUUAAUGAUGGCGAUAUUGUACAGCUGGGCAUCGACUUUAGGGGAGGGGAAGAGAUGAUUUUUCGCUGCGUCAAGAUGAGGAUAGAAGUGAACAGGGGCUGGCAAAACAAGCCAAACAAUUUCAACAUGGCAACUCACAAGCGACUCCGGAACUUGACCUCGGCAGAUCCCGCCAACGCAUUAAAUGCCCAGGACUGCUCGAUUUGUCUAAACGCGAUUGCGCCCUGUCAAUCCCUUUUUGUAGCACCGUGUAGUCACACGUGGCACUACAAAUGCAUUCGGGAACUGCUGGUCGGUCCAUCACAUCCUAUUUUCACCUGCCCCAAUUGCAGAGCUGCCGCAGAUCUCGACGCCGAUAUCGAAGAACCCGAUGAGGAAUGGCAGCAGCUGGACUCUGGUGGAGAAGACGCGAAUAUGGAUACAAGCGACGCUCCGCAAGAACUGACAACGAUUCCAACCGAUGACAGUCCAAAUAUGUCGGACAUGGCCGCAGACGAAGCCCCCUCCCCAGUCUCACCACCAGUGUCUCCGGUUGAAGCGGAGGCGGAGGCAGCUGACGUUACAAUGAUGCUUGAUCACGCUCCAACAGUGCAGGAAAUCCCGAUUAGACCAGCAUCCAGACCGGAAGCAUCGAGUCCCGUACCCAUUCCCCGGUCAAGUCCCAUACCAGUCAACAGGUCGAGGCGGACGCCAUCACCGCCAAGCGGUCAAGAAGGGCCGCUGACACCGCGAAACGAUGCCGGCCCAUGGGUCUUCGAUGGUGAUGCCGGACGCGCCUCACAAGAUAUAUCGAGGCCUGGCGCAAUGGUGAACUUGGACGCAGCUGCAGCGCAAGUGGAGUCGAAUGCGAGUUAGGACCCUUUUUUCGAAAGCCCCGAUCAUGCAGUUGUACAUAACUCGUGCUCCAAGUCCAGUUCUGAUACAGCCGUCUCAGUCAAGAGUACCAGAUGAAGCUCUGGCAGAGUAGACGGCCGCAUUUUCUUGUUCACAAACAUGACUGACCCUUCCUGUCAGCAAGUGUAGAAAUGUCAGGAUGGCUGGGCUUUAAGCCCCGGAACUUAUUGGAACCACCAGUUCCAUAAUGU
Messenger RNA from Truncatella angustata, 2103 nucleotides. RefSeq lists its product as uncharacterized. The record is from RefSeq and is a predicted model, not a curated record. NCBI's taxonomy places the organism in Eukaryota, Fungi, Ascomycota, Sordariomycetes, Amphisphaeriales, Sporocadaceae. Bases 146 to 1873 code for a protein of 575 amino acids. Gene Ontology annotation, biological process: negative regulation of septation initiation signaling; protein ubiquitination; mitotic spindle assembly checkpoint signaling. Gene Ontology annotation, cellular component: cell division site; cytosol; mitotic spindle pole body. The transcript is spliced from 4 exons. Gene Ontology annotation, molecular function: ubiquitin protein ligase activity; protein binding.